ACUCGCGGGCCGCAGUGAAAAGCCGGAGGCGGCGGCCGCUCGGGCUGCGCGCGGGUUCCCGGUGCCUUCCCCCCCCACCCGCUUCGGCCGCCUCCCGCACCCUCCAAACUUCAUGUGACCCCCCCCCUCCUCCUCCCUCCUUUCUCCUUAGCUGGACGCGGCAGCCGUCCGUCUCCGCACGAGCCGUGCCGCACGCUCCUCGGGGGGCGCACCGCUCGCCGCGCCCCUGCCCACCUCGGGGCCCGGGCGUCCCGCUCCCCUCUCCGCGGCCCUCCUCCCCCCCCCUCUCCUCCCCUCACCAUGAGCAGCGUGAAGCCGGACGUCGAGCACUGCACCGGCACGGGCCCCGGCGGCCCGCUGGAGGAGGAGGUCCGGACACUGUUUGUCAGUGGCCUCCCUGUGGAUAUUAAACCUAGAGAACUCUACCUGCUCUUCCGGCCGUUCAAGGGCUAUGAAGGGUCCCUGAUCAAGCUCACCUCAAGACAGCCUGUUGGUUUUGUGAUCUUUGACAGCCGGGCAGGAGCAGAAGCAGCCAAAAAUGCAUUGAAUGGUAUUCGCUUUGAUCCGGAGAACCCACAGACCCUGAGGCUAGAGUUUGCCAAAGCUAACACCAAGAUGGCCAAAAGCAAGCUCAUAGCAACACCAAAUCCCACCAAUGUCCACCCUGCCCUAGGAGCACAUUUGAUUGCACGGGACCCUUGUGCGCUGGUACCCCUCCUCAGAUACCACCCAGCAAGGAUGGAAGUACCGCCAGUUCUGUUAGCUCCUCAGUCUUGUCACCCUGGAGUUGGUCCUGGGUUGUGUGGGGCCAAAACAGGGCUCUGCCCUCACUGCCACCCGAGGCCUGUGCGGAACUGCUGCUUCCCUCUAGACACUGUGAAUCUGAAGCCUGACUCAGUGGACGGCUCUUGUUUCCUUCUUCCUCCGUUCCCCAAGGCCCUCCAGGAGGAUCCGGAGGCCUUCUGACUGGGACACCCAGGCCCAGCUUGCCCGCCUCAAUGGGAACCCAGCACAGCCUGACCUCCUGCUCAAACUUACUUCGGUAGUUCCCCAUCAAGGGAAAGGGACGUUUAAUUUUGCAUGUUUAUGAAUUAUGACGCUUAAACUUGUGCAUAUGAGUGUACGGUUUGUUCCCACAAUGUCGCCAUAGCAACAGGUCUCGGCACCGGAGGCUUGUCAAGCCUGGUCUCUCUCCACUCCUGACUCCUACACCCACCCUACUUCAGGGAGGCCUGAGCCUUGCGGCCGCUUCUGACUUGAAGGACCCUGCUCCUAACAGACACACACACACACACACACACACACACACACACACACACACACACCCCACACACAUUUGCAGACACCAUCCUCUUCUAGCAGCAGAUCCACAGCCUCUGACUUUCACUAAAUCAGAGUCCUGCGUCGUCUCCUUGUCCAGAGGGCUGACAGCCUAAGAAGCCUCCCUUGUUCUUGCCUCCCCCAGAACACGCCACCCUGCCACUGCUCCUCGUUCUUCCUGAACUCUGAAACCAACCAAAACGUGAAAAGUAUUUUUGUACCCUAUGUAACAAAAUAUUUAUGGAUCAUAAAGGGUUUUUCAUGUGUUUACCAUUAAUUAUUGAAGAGACCUUGUUCAGCCUGUCAGAUAAGUUUAAUGUUUAGUUUGAAGCGUGAAGAAGAAAGGGGGUGGGGGGGUGUUCCGUUCCUUAGCGAUCAGCCUUUGUGUCGGGCAUUGGUUUAAGAAGAAUGAGCUGAAGGAUAAAUUGUGCAAUUCUGUUUUAUUUUACAAGCAUGUCCGUGCUCUACCUUUAACCUCAGCUCGGAUGUUCGGCUGCUUCGGACUGUGGGUGAUGUCUGGAGGUGGCUGUUGUAAUUGCUGACCCUGUGAGAAUGUGAAACUGGAUCGUAAAUGAAACGCAAAAUAAAAACCUGAAGUGACUGUG
Messenger RNA from Peromyscus eremicus (cactus mouse), 1925 nucleotides. It is a transcript of the gene Rbpms2, whose product is annotated as RNA binding protein, mRNA processing factor 2. The coding region runs from base 301 to 966 and encodes 221 amino acids. Gene Ontology annotation, cellular component: cytoplasm. Gene Ontology annotation, molecular function: protein homodimerization activity; mRNA binding. The transcript is spliced from 7 exons. The record is from RefSeq and is a predicted model, not a curated record. Lineage: Eukaryota; Metazoa; Chordata; Mammalia; Rodentia; Cricetidae. Gene Ontology annotation, biological process: negative regulation of smooth muscle cell differentiation.